AUGCAGAAAAUUCCUUAUUCAUCAGCUAUAGGGAGUCUGAUGUAUGCUAAGGUACGCCUUCGCCAUAUUUAUAUAGAAACACCUAAUACACGGAUGGGUACAAUGGUUUAUAAGAAGACACCAAAACCUGAGCCAAACACACGGGAUAGCAACUGGAAUCAGGCUGAUUGGCAGCUCAGAUGCGCUGCACUAGGCUGCACAAUUAGAGACAAAAACCAAUUGAGCCCAAUUGAAAGGGCAGCUUUGAUGGGAAAGAAAAAAAUGGUUCAAUAUCUUUACGACAUUACACCUCUUAAUAAAGAUUUCAAGGCCAAGGAGCGCAUGGACAUUCUUAUUGCGUUGAUCGAUAGUGACAUGUAUGAUAUUGCAUUAAAAAUAUUGGAAGCAGAUAGAUAUAUAGUCAGAAGAACUCCAAAAUCGACGAAAGGAAGUGCCUUACAUGCGUUAGCUCGAAAACCUUUAUCACACUAUGCUACAAGUCGAGAAUGGUCAUGCGAAAGACUUGUUAGAAUCGUCAACCUUUAUGUAUCUACACCUUUCAACUCAUCUAUGUACUUCCUAGUGUUUCUCUUUUGUUUCAAAAGGAUAUAUGGUUCAAUUCAGAAGCGGAGACAAUCCAUUCAAUUGGUAGAGAAGCUCUGGGAACAGAUUCUGACUUUAGAAGGCUCGAAAAUUUCCAACCUAUUUAACGAAACUCCUAUACUUACUGAUGCUGCAAAAAUUGGGAAUGUUGAGUUUAUGGCUCUACUUAUUAGCUCAUUUCCUGAACUUGUAUGGAGAAUCGACUCAGCUAAGCACUCCAUAUUUCAUGAGGUGGAGAAGAUUCUACGGCCUUUGGAUGUUCAGAAUAAAAACAAACAGGGCAAAACACCUAGGGAGUUGUUUACGGAGGAGCAUAAGAAGUUACUGGAAGCUGGUGAGAAGUGGAUUAAGGACACAGCAACUUCUUGCAUGGUUGUGGCGACCUUAAUUGCCACAGUUGCACUAAAUGCAUCCUUUACCGUACCAGAUGGGAAUAAAUAA
This is a messenger RNA of Olea europaea var. sylvestris, 1023 nucleotides long. RefSeq lists its product as uncharacterized. Bases 1 to 1023 code for a protein of 340 amino acids. The record is from RefSeq and is a predicted model, not a curated record. The transcript is spliced from 7 exons. NCBI's taxonomy places the organism in Eukaryota, Viridiplantae, Streptophyta, Magnoliopsida, Lamiales, Oleaceae.